Lineus longissimus is the source of this 4869-nucleotide messenger RNA. Its product is annotated as protein broad-minded-like. NCBI's taxonomy places the organism in Eukaryota, Metazoa, Nemertea, Pilidiophora, Heteronemertea, Lineidae. The transcript has 22 exons. Gene Ontology annotation, cellular component: trans-Golgi network. Gene Ontology annotation, biological process: Golgi to plasma membrane protein transport. Bases 208 to 4155 code for a protein of 1315 amino acids. The record is from RefSeq and is a predicted model, not a curated record.
UGGCCAAGGACCCAAAUUUUUGUAUUGUGAGGAUUAUUUUUUCCUAUUUUAGUCAUGAUUGACGACUACUGGUGAUUAUGACACAUUCUAGGUGAAAAUUAGCUAGGAAUUUUGUUGAAGAACACUUAUCAAUACAACAACAGAAAAUCCAAGAGCUCUGUAGCAAGAUAUUCUCCCAUACCAGAGUAAACUGAAGGUGAAGUGACCAUGUCUGCCUCUACUACACUGAGCGCCUCCUCUAAGCUUGAGGGUGAAUACCUGGUGUCGAGUCUACGUCAGCUCAUCAGGAACUGGGAACCUUACAUCAGGGAUUCAGAAGAUGUGGAGCAGACUGAGGAAUCCAUCAUCAGGAUGGAGGAGAAUGAUGAAAACUUCCACAAGUAUGAGAUCGUCAAGAACAUCCGCUCAGUGAUGGAGGAGAACCUUGGCCGCCUGAUCGAGGAUGAGAUUGAGAAGAGUUCAGCCCCGGGACAAGAGCAACAGCAUCAUCGAUUCGGCCAAGACUCGCUCGUCCGUCGUAUUACAGACAGGAUCAUAACCUCAAAAGAGUAUGCAGAAAUGAUGAGGAGGCUAAAGACUAAUACAGUCAGCGCCUUGGACCACAUCCACGAGAACUUUGAGGAGGAGAUCUUAUCCAAUCAGAAGUCGAGUAGUUCGGGCCAGAAUGCACCAGUGAAGAGGUUCUAUUCAUUCAGCACGAGUGAUGGAGAGUCCUCUUUUGGCAGCUCUCUCAACCAGAGCAGCUUCAUGUUCAUGAAUCAUGAACAGUUUCAAGCAAUUUAUGAAAAUCUUGACAAGAAGAAGAAGAUUGAGGUUCGACGAGAAGCGUUGGCGAGCCUGUCCCAGUUCCCGCCGUUAGAACUCCAGGGCAGUGAUCAGUGGAAUAUGCUCAAGGCUGGCAUACUGGAUGCACUGGCUGAUCCUGAUGAACAACUUUCAAAUAUGGCGCUGAAGUUCUGUGCACGUGGGUUUUCAUCGACCUCACCGAAUACAAGAGAGAUCUACACUACUCUGUUAGAAUACUUGAUGUUCCAGUUUAAUACCAGGAAGAGCACCAUCCCAAAAGUGAAAAAUGGAAUUGAUACAAAACAGCGUGAGAACUCCAAACUACUGAGAGCCUUCCGAUUGAUGAGUGAGUUUGAUCAUCACAUCCCGUCCUACUGGGUACGUUUCUCCGGGAAGUUCCUCGAAGACGUACAUGAGAGUACCCUAAUGCUGCUGUCAAUACAUCACACGUCGCCUGUCGGUGGUCCGUCCCAGAUGUCACCGAUGCAUUUCUUGGCGCUGAUGGACCCCAAAGCUACCUGGUUCAUCAAGUGGUUGCAUGGCAGCUACAGCCGUCAACCUCUACUGAAGAUGCUGACCAAGUACAGGAGCAUCGUUGAUAAUAUCACCCGUCACUGCCUCGACUACGCCUUGUCUAGAAAAAAUAAGAUUGACAUCUCAGAGAUGAUGUCUCGUGCCUCAAUCGCUGAUGGACAGCGCACCCAUUACACAGGAGCGGAACUAGAAUACAUCUACUUUGUCCACUCGAUCACGAUGUUGGGCAGACUACUGUUCUUUGCCGAUGGACGCAGUUUCUUCCCAGCGAAGCUACGAGAACGAGAGGAGCCAGUCACAAUAGUGAAGCUGCUAGUCUCAAUAAUCUCUCUGCUCGGAGACCCAGUCAGCGUCUUCCAUGCCAGGUUGGCUAACGGAGUGUUCUAUGACCCGGCCACUCUGGUAGCUGAAGUCCUUAAGAAGCUGAGCAGUGGUGAAGCAUCCCUUGAUCUGUGUUUGUGUAAGGAUGAGGUGACGAAUGCGCUGCUGAUGCCGAUAUCAUGCUGGCUGAAAGGUUCUCACGAGUCAUACGAUCCUGCUCUAUUCAGUGACUACGGGCUUCUCCUCAUUGCUGACGUCUUGUCUGCGAUGGCCGGCAGUAACCGAGGCCGACAGCAUCUCCUCUAUGGUGAGGGAUGCAAACGAUUCACCAAGUCGGAGUCAUGUGCCGCCCACCUCAUCUCAGAGUUCGCCAAGCGAGCUCUGCAGGACGAUCUUCCCGAGGGAUUUGGCUCAGCUCCGUCCAAACCUGUGAUUGGUUCGUUUGUCUACAUCUGCCGGCAGCUGUAUAACAACUGUGAAGGAUUACAUUUCAUGUACAAAUAUGACUUGCAUCAGGUCAUCGCUGUUGCUUGGAGGACAGCUUCCCGGGAUGCCGACCUAGCUGCCACCCCCACACCAUCAAGUCAUAACAGUGACGACACGUCAACGAUCAAGGAGUCACAUGACAUCAUCAUGUGGGAAGACACACUCCGUGACAAUCUGCUAAACUUUGCUGCCACGCCUAAAGGCCUGCUCCUCCUUCAGCUGACGGGAGCCACGAAUGAGUGUGUGUCGUACAUGUACACAAGAUAUGCUAAGAAGCUGCAGGUCAGCAAGUGUGAGAAGUUUGGCUAUGGUACCAUGUUGACACAAGUGGCAUCAACGUCUCCUGGUAUGGCCGCACUACAGAAUACGGGUUUCGUCAAGGCUCUUCUUGGGGAAAUGUGGUCCAUCCUUGAAUGCGCUGAUGAGUUCAAAGUUGUGUAUACACCGAAGACCUGGCCGGUUCAGCCGAUUGACAGGGCAGCACAUAAGCCUCUGGUCAGCCUGUUGAACCUGCUCUCCUCUUACCCGGCCGUCUAUGAAGUCCUCGCUGGCCAGGUGCUGCCAUCCAAGGCCGAGUACAACACGAGGGAGAGACCUAGCACAAUUGUGGACCUACUUGACCGCUUGGUGAUGGUGGACACCCAAGCGAAGGUACGCUCUCUCUUUAACUAUGAGCAGUCACACGUCUUCGGGUUGCGACUGUUGAGUGCAUUGAUCUCUUGUCUCGAUACCUUUCUCUUGUUGGAGACGCAGUUCAAGUUCAUGAAUUAUCUCCUCGCCGACCAGACGACAAAUGUCUCAGAAAGCGACAGCAGUCCUGCUAUCAUCAUCGACAUGUUGUCAGUGGAGAGGAACUAUAUCCUUGUCAAGGGGUGGACGAUCGGUGGGCCGUCAGAGAGGAUACUGCCAUCCAAGAACCUCCUUGAGGAUAAAGGCAACCCAUAUCCAUUCCCUAUGGUCACCAAGUUCCCCAUUCCGAGAGAUUAUCUGCCAACGAUGGCUGGAAGGACAGCUCUCAAAACUGAUAACGAGCUUGGCAAGUUGUUACUUGACACAAGGAAAGGUGAACAUGGUCCAGGAUGGUUUGAGAAAUGCAAGAAGGCGUUCUGUAGUAUUCUCACCACCAAACCUGAUCAGGCCAAGGGUGGGCUUCUACAAGACUUGCUGGACAAGUCAGUCGUUGUGAUCGCACAAUCAAAAGAAGACGCCAUCUUCCCUCUGGUGGAGUACUCGGCCUCGGAGCAGGUGAUAAAGAGUCAGAAACUCAGCGCCGUCCAGCAGCAAGGCAUCCAUCUUGCCACCAGAUAUGGGCUGCACUUGAAGAUCCUCAACGCAUCGAAUACCGCCCAAGAGAAGUUUUCAUCCUACAUGAAAACUGUUCAGCAUUUCCUUCAUCAGCAGCAGAAGCCAAACAAGGCAUGUCCUUAUCGUUUCCAACAAGGAGACUACCCCGGCUUCGACUGGUUUGCUGCCACAAUCUUCUUGAUGAUGAAUGGCCACAAGGAGCGCGCCUGGAAGGUCUUACAUAAGAUAUCCUGCCUCAUUCACUCGGCGUAUCUCUGGAUGAGACGUCUGCAUAACUCGGCUCAGCUGAGCCCCGAGAUCGCUGCCAGUGGUAUCCCUCCUGUCUGCUCUGCUACAGGUCACCAUAUCGAGCUACUCCUCCAAGCUGAGGUGCCUGGUGUCUCAUCAGCCUUCAGGAUGUCAGGAUAUACCCCAUCUCAGAUCUGUCAGCACUGGGUACGUCAGUGUUUUUGGAGUUACCUCGACUGGAUGGACAUCUGUCACUACGUGUUAGUCUGUUUAAUCAUGGGCGUCGACUACCAGGUCUACAUCUGUGUGGCCAUCUUGAAACACCUCCAGCCUGACAUACUGCUUCACAUGCAACAUCAGAAUCUCAUUCUGUUUCUAAAGGAAACGCCAAUCAAGGGAUUCAAGGUCGGCGACUACCUCGAGUUCAUGCAGCAGCUCGAGAAGAAAUACCGCCACAUUGUGCUGCCUGAUAUACGUCAAUUGAGGAGGGCUUGAACAUUGUAUUGCCGAGGUCUUUCAAGACUGCCACCUCCAUUGAUUGUUUUGGUCUGAUUAUGUCAUUGUUUAUGUUGUAGAGAGGACAGAAUGUCAACAAUCUGAAAUUGUCUGGUCUCAGAUUGGAGCGAGUACGUCUCAUAUCAGCGUUGCCUUAUUGGUUAAUGUUGGACAGGUCAUGAGCAUGUCCCGGGCAUGAUUCAUGGGAGUCCAAUGUUUCUCUUAAAAUUCUGCACUUCAGAAGAGAUUGCAAAUAAUGCCAGCUUGGCUCCAAGGGAGGAAAGACUAUAUGACCUUUUCCUGUGGAUGGGACCCGGAGCAGUUCCUGGAGUUCAAGAGGGAGGAGUAUUGCCCCGCAGUGAGGAAUCAUCUCAGGUAGAGGGCUGGGCUCACAGCUGUCGACACGUGAGUCAGGAGGUCACAGUGUUGUAGAGGAGAUCAUUUGUUAGAUUAGUCAAAGACCAGUCUUUUGUUUUAUAAUGUAAUGUAAUGACUAUUAUCAAUAGGCCAGUGAUCUCUUGGCUGGAAGACCAUCUGCCACCAUUUCGUGUUGUAAAUACCUAAUUUAUUUUGUACUGUACAUUAAUCAUCAUGAUGCCAAAGUUGGGUGAGUCCUGAUAUAAACUUGUGUAUUUACCAUAUGAAUGUACCUGUCAGUACGUUGUGAUUACUUGAGAAUAUAUGAGUCUUAUUCUAAGCAGUUGUUAUCACUUU